CGAGUCGUCGUGCCGCAAGGCUCAAAAGAGCCGCUUGUAAACGUUUUUUUUUUUAUUUGCAAAGGUUUCCCCGCAAGAGAGCGAGCGGAAAGUGUUUUGGCCAAAAUAAGGUGGAAGGUGCCUGGCUGAAUCUCCCAACUCAACCAGUCUGGCCACAUUGAGCUGGGAAAUUGACACUCGAGUGGGUGUGGCGCCAGACGAAAAAUACAGUCUUUCUGUCGCUCGCGCUCCAAACACAUCCUGAUUUCCCCACUUUGCCGACGAGCUUCAAGAAGAGCGACUGACAUCCUCGAGGGCCGCGUGGAUGCCAGACACGAAUCCUUCGAAUUAAGGUCAACAAAACUAUUCGUUUUGGAGUGGGUGAAAACAACAAGAGCAGCAGCAACACAUUGAAAGCCGCGACUGUACAGAAUGUCACCUUGUGGAUGUGAUUAAAAUCUUGCCCCGUUUCAUUCCUAAACGGUUCCCUUCAUCCUAAUCAGAUUGAAAGAUGUCUUUAUACAGUAGUCUGCUGUCGAGUGAGCAGUUCCAGUGCUCCAUCUGCUUGGACAUAUUUAACAACCCGUCUUCCACGCCGUGCGGCCACAGCUUCUGCGUCGCCUGCAUUAAUCAAUACUGGGACGGAGCCAAACUGUGCCAAUGUCCGCUAUGCAAAAAGACCUUCCAGAAGCGUCCGGACCUCCAGAUCAACAGGACCCUGCGCGAGAUCACCGAGCAGUUCAGGUCCAUGUCUGGCGGCGGGACAGGGGAAGGAAGCCUCGCCAGGGACAAGAAGGCAGGAAAGGGGCGAGAGUGCGCCAUGCCGAAUGAUCUGCUGGAUGAAUUGACCAGGAAACUGCCGCGACCUCACGCCGGUGCGACGGCGACCGGCUCGGAGCAAGCCUUAGGACUGUUGUCUGAAAAUCGAGGUGGGACCCCCGUGGCCACGGCUUUGCUGGCGUCUUCGGUCCCCAAUCAGAGUCUGCUCUCUGCGGCGGUUGUCGACGGCGGGCCCCCUCAAUCUUCUGCCGGCUCGUCUGAGUCGUCCGGUCGAAGGAGGUUCACCGUGACCGGGGCGGCGAGCAGCCACAACCUUCCUCUCUGCGACAUUCACCACAGGGGGAUCAUGAUUUUCUGUCGCACCGACGGCGAGUGCAUCUGUCCCGACUGUGAGGCCGAGAUGCAUUUUGAUCACGACACGGUGACGGUGGAAGCUGCGUGGACCGAAAAGCAGGCCCAGCUCAAGGAGACAGAGCAGCAGACCCGGGAGAUGAUCCAACAAAGACUCCUGAAGAUGGAAGAGAUCCGAAGCACAGUGUCCAACCUGGAGCUGGUGGUGGAGAGGGCGACGACGGCGAGCGUGUGCAUGUUCUCGGCGCUGGUGGCGGCCGUCGAGCGGGCGCAGGCGGACCUCAUCGAUGCCAUGGAGGCCAACAGGCGCGCGGCGGAGAGCCAAGCGGACGUCGUGAUAGGGCAGCUGGAACUGGAGGUGGAAGAGCUACGGCGGCGGGAGAGAGUUGUCGCCCAACUCUCCUCCUCGGACGACCACCUGCAGGGCAUCAAGAAUUUGGCCUCCAUCCCCACUCCACCAACCAAAGACUGGUCGGGUGUUUCUGUGAGCUGCGACCUGGGGAUCGGCGCCAUCUACAGGUCGCUGGCAGGUGAGGUGGAGAAGUUCCAGGAGCAGCUGAGGGGCAUCACGGAGACGGGUUUCACGGCCUCCUCACCGGAGACGGGUGUGGCACGUCCGCUGCCGAGGAUGAGAAGAGUGCAGGAGUACGCAGGUACGUCGAGCAAGCGGCGCCGGCGCCGCCGCGUACCCGCCCCGCGCCUAACUUUCUCGCCGCCCGCAGCGGACGUCACUCUGGACUGCAACACGGCCCAUCCCAGACUGGUCCUGUCCGACGACAUGAAAAGCGUGCGUUGCAGCGACCGGCACCAGCUGUUUCCGGACAACGUGGAGCGCUUCGACCGGGUGGUGUGCGUCUUGGGCAGGGAGGCCAUCUCCUCAGGACGGCACUACUGGGAGGUCCAAGUGGGGGGGAAGACCGACUGGGAUCUGGGCGUGGCCAAACAAUCCAUCAACAGGAAGGGCAAGAUUGAGGUGACGCCAAAUAACGGUUACUGGUUCCUCAGCUUGAGAGACAAGAACAAGUACGCCUGUCGCACCGAGCCCUCCACCGACGUCCACCUCAAUCUCCGACCCAACAAGAUCGGAAUAUUUGUCGACUUUGAGCGUGGACAGGUUUCCUUCUACAACGUCGACGCCAAAAUCCACAUCUACACGUUCAACGACACGUUCACGGAGUGCAUCUUCCCGUUCUUCAGCCCCUGCACCAACAAGUCGGGAAAGAACGACGGGCCGCUCAUCAUCACGCCCGUGGCCACGUCGGAAUGAGCAAAGGCAACGCGUGACGUUCGCUCGACCAUUUACUUUCAUUCUUUUGCUGCCUUUCUUAGAUCGAUUAAAACGGCGUCUCAUUUG
Molecule: messenger RNA, 2464 nt
Organism: Syngnathoides biaculeatus (alligator pipefish)
Lineage: Eukaryota; Metazoa; Chordata; Actinopteri; Syngnathiformes; Syngnathidae
Product: E3 ubiquitin-protein ligase TRIM39
Exons: 14
Coding region: 491-2377 (628 amino acids)
Molecular function (GO): zinc ion binding; protein binding
Source: RefSeq, a predicted model, not a curated record